Messenger RNA from Doryrhamphus excisus (bluestripe pipefish), 2750 nucleotides. RefSeq names its product ADAM metallopeptidase domain 28 (gene adam28). Gene Ontology annotation, biological process: proteolysis. The record is from RefSeq and is a predicted model, not a curated record. Lineage: Eukaryota; Metazoa; Chordata; Actinopteri; Syngnathiformes; Syngnathidae. Gene Ontology annotation, molecular function: metalloendopeptidase activity. Gene Ontology annotation, cellular component: plasma membrane.
UAUUGGAAUUCUCGUUCUGUGUUUGUAAAUGAAACAUGAAAUAAAAAAAAAUUUAAACUAAUCAAAGUGAUAUCGAUUCGAUAAGGAGUCUACCUUAAAUAUUAUCAAAUCACUAUCGGUAAUUGGAUCGAUCCUUCAGCCCCGUACGGGAUGAGUGACAAACUAGCUAGCACAAUAAGACAUUUAAUGUGUUCUUUAGUGGAUUAUUGUGGUUUAAUUAUGGUAGCGAAGUCGGAUUGGCACACAACACAAAAGCUCUUCCUGCAUUCUUGAAGCAUGGCGGGCAUGUUGGGGCCAUUUCAGAGCAUGUUUUGUCAACCAGGAAGUAAGGAAAAACUGUGACGGCUGAAGGAGGUGUGGCGAGAACGUAGCAGCAACAAAACAGCAUGCAGGUGGAGUAUUUAAGGCUUCACAGGAGACACCGGCUGUAUUACAGCUUACUACCAUGACAGCUACACUUUUGGUGGGGGUCCUCAUCCUAAAUGCUGCAUUCAAGGUCUCAGACAGCCAUGCUCCUGCCUUUGGAGAAGGGGAGGACUAUGAGAUUGUUAGACCUGUUAGACUUCACUCUGUCAGAAGAAGACACACAGAGAACAUCAGGCCAGAGACAAUGAAGUAUGCCAUGACAUUUGGAGGAUUAGAGCAUGAAAUGCAUUUGCAAAGAAACACUGACCUACUCGCCAAAGACUACACGGAGACUUAUUACCAAGAAGAUGGCACACGAGUCACCACAACUCCAAAUGAUAUUGAUCACUGCUACUACCAUGGCAAGAUUGUGAACGACAGAGCAUCAUCAGUCAGCAUCAGCACUUGUGAUGGACUCAGGGGUUACAUCCAGACAUCCGCCCAGAGGUACCUGAUUGAGCCCCUCUCCGGCGAUGAUGAGGGGGAUCAUGCCGUCAUGAAGUUCAACGAGAAGGAUUUCACACCCGGAGUGUGCGGCGUCACCAACACCACGUGGGACGACGAUUUUGAGCCCCCCACAAGCCGUAGUCGCUCCAGAUCAGCGGGUAUAUCUAUUGUUCAGCAACAGAAGUUUCUAGAGCUAGUCCUUGUUGCUGAUAACCGUGAGUAUGAGAAGAUGAAGCGAGAUCAAGCAGCGUUGAGGAAGAGGAUCUUUGAAGUCGUCAACUUUGUCAACAUGGUAUACAAGCCCCUGAGGACCUUCGUUGCUCUUGUUGGUUUGGAGAUCUGGUCAAACGGUGACUUGAUCUCCAUCACUCAUCCGUCUGGAGCGAACCUCAAAGCUUUCAUGAAGUGGAGGAAUUCCGACCUGGCCAAGAGAAUAAAACAUGACAACGCUCAUCUUAUCAGCGGCAUCGACUUUGAAGGCGCAACUGUGGGACUGGCCUAUAUCGGGACUCUCUGUUCAGGCCACUCUGUUGGGGUAGUGCAGGACCAUAAUAAUCGGGCCAUCGCUGUGGGGGCCACCCUGGCCCAUGAGAUGGGCCAUAAUCUGGGCAUGAAUCAUGAUGAUUCCAGUGCUUGUGCCUGUUCUGGUGAUCGCUGCAUUAUGAAUGCAGCCCUCAGCUGGGACGUCCCACGCUCGUUCAGCAACUGCAGCAGCAGUCAUUACGACCGAUACUUGACCAGGCGCACCCCUGGAUGCCUGCUAGACGAGCCAGACUACAUGACUCUGGUAUCACCCUCCGUCUGUGGGAAUGGUUUUGUGGAAAGAGGCGAGGAGUGCGACUGUGGCGUUGAAAAGGAGUGCACCAACCCGUGCUGCAAUGCCACGACAUGUACGCUAAGCGAGGGCUCCCAGUGUGCUGCAGGGGAAUGCUGUAAGGAGUGUAAGAUCCUACCUCCAUCCCACGAGUGUCGAAGUCGUCAGGACGAUUGUGAUCUAGCAGAGUACUGCGAUGGAGAGAGAGCCGCGUGCCCUGAGGAUGUCUUCAAUGUCAACGGCGCCCCGUGCGAUAAAGGUUCGGGUUAUUGCUACGAUGGCCGCUGUCCAAAACGAUCGGACCAAUGCAUCAAAAUGUACGGUGCAGGUGCUACAGUGGCUUCCACUUACUGCUACAACCAGAACAUCAGAGGAACCUACUAUGCCUUCUGCAAACGUCCCUCAGAUGACCAGUACAUCCCCUGCCAGAAAGAAGAUGUGUUUUGUGGGAAGCUCUUUUGUCAAGGCGGGAAGCCCAGCUCAAACUAUGGCCGCAUGGUGAGGUUCGGAGAGUGCAAGGCAACGUUUUAUGGAGACCACACCAAAGACUACGGCCAAGUCGACGCUGGGACCAAAUGUGGCGAAGGAAAGGUGUGCAGCCUGAAUGAAUGUGUGGAUCUUCAAACUGCUUACAGAAACACAAACUGCUCAGCAAAAUGCUCCGGGCAUGCGGUGUGUAAUCACAAAAGCGAGUGUCAGUGUGAGCCCGGCUGGUUGUCUCCUUCGUGCGACGCCACGGACAGAACGUUCCGCUCCAUCUCGGAUGGAGCGACCGCCGCCAUCGCAGUCGUAUCCGUUCUUGUGAUCUUGGGGGUCAUCAUUGCUGUUUUAGGGAUCCUCUGGAGAAAACGACACUCGUGACGUUGUCGUUAAAAUGCUGACUAAGACAUACGGGUGUUGAAACGUAUUCAAUUACGACUUACGAUUUUAUAUACUCUAUACUUUAUUUUGUACACAAGUACUGUUCCGUUUCAUUGCCAAUGACUGCACCUUCUAAAUACUAUUGACUGAUUGCAGUUGCUUUUAAUACAAGAAAUAUAUAUUUGUACAUUUUUUCUGAAUAAAUCUUCUCGGCUGAACCUUA